AAAGUAAUCUACAGAGUCAGCCAUGGCUUUGUGUCUUAAAGAAGUCAAAAAACAUAUUCGGCGCGCUCGGCACACGUUAGAAAAACUAGCCUCCAUUGAGUUAUCCUCGUGGGAAAAAUGUCCUCAUCGCCUGCUGGACAUAUGCAACCAGUUGUAUAUUUCUUUGUUUGUUGGCCCGUACAGAGAGGUUACCUCUAGCGCUCUUCAGCCACUCCUCAAUCCAAGGUAUCUGAAUGUAUCUGCAUUGAUGGAGACUGAGAGGAGGCGCAUGUCACAUGGCAGCGCUCAACUCACCUUAUGAGCCACCCUCAUGGAUGUCUUUGUACGACUAUCCGUAUAGAACCAUAUCCCAACUCCGAUUGUCUCGUUCCACAAGCCCGAGCACAACUCGGAGAAUACCGGGUGACUGCAGGAUCAGAGGUAGAAUUAAGGAUUACGAAGUCCGCGGAAGAAGAAGCAGAGCAAACCUCUGAUCGCUCAAGCCUCAAGUUGUGAAACCAUACCCCGUACAGAGUACUGUCAAAUCCUCACCUGUCACAUCUCCAAAUUCAAAUCAGAUGCGGUCUGCGCGCGCAGAUAAGAUCCUUGCAGCCAAUCAAUUGCAUCACGAGCUUUAUGGCUGCUUCUGAUUGAGAGCUGAUAGCCAGGGGUCAGGGACAUCAGGAUGCUGCAGGAAGCGCGCCAAGAGGUGACCGCUCUUUUCGAUUCCCCUGCUCAUUGUUUUUGUUGUUCCCAGGGAAAUGGAAACUUCAAUCAAAGCGCAUUUCGGCCUAACUGUUAGUCUAAAUAAAGGUGGUUGGCUUUUGUUUUUGCUUUUUUGAGGCGUCUCAAUUCCGAUCCAAUGUCUCGGACUCGAGUCGAGACUCGAGACUCGAUGGCAGGUGACCCGAGUCCAGUUUCAAGUGUUCGAACCUCAAAGACGAAGGAAUACUUCAAAGGUUAUGGAUCUCAAUGACUCUUUGUCUCUCCGGGCGUUUGGUGGCUGCUAUGGCUGUCGUGAAGAGGCAUGACAUGAUCAGUGGUAAGCGUGCAGUACGCAAUGCGGUGUGCAAUGAUGAGAUGAGAUUCUCCCAUCCAAGUCAAUUCCAGCCGAGAACUCACGACACGACGCUGCACCCCGACGAAAGUAGGAAUGGAGCAUGUGUGGCAGCGGGUGGAGCGCACCGCCACAGGACGCAUGCACUCGGAAAAGUCGAGAAGCUGAGUCUGUCUUGGCGAGAUUCAAGCCGAAUGCAGCGUCCGGCACGGCGGCCAGACGGGUCUCAGAAGAUGUGAUAAUAAAAUUAAUGGGAUUAAUUAUUUAGCCAGCAUAAGCAACAGAGCACACCAGGCUAAGUUGACUAAAUCUGCAUGGAUGAUGAGAGGAUCAUGCGAGUGCCUCGAAUCAGGACCUGACGAUUUGCUCUAGUGCGCGUCAACCCCUGGUCUACCUCUUUUAUUCCGGCUGCGUGGCUGCUUGGUUUCUUUUUUUCUUUCUCACUGUCCCUAAUUCCAUUCUUCCUGAGAGUACUUUUGCGAUAUCGACCGUGGUCGCCGCAUUUAUCUGCCGUGGUUCCCUCUGAAAAGAGCGGGCGCUGCGCCUUGAAUUUCUUUCUGCCUUCUAAGUUUGGUUCUCGCGGCAUCCUCUUGAGCUUCUCUUUCAUCUCAUUUACCUCUCCUCCACCAUGUCCUCGAGCGCUCAAAAUGCCUUGGUUCUUCCAGAGAAUUCUUCUAUCCUGACCAGAGGCUAACGCCAGCUUUUGUGCAAUCGUCCUUGCCUCAUCUUUCUCGCCUUGUUUGGUAGCUGAUCGGCAUUGCGCACCUUCGUGCAGCCCAGUACCGCGUGGCGGCUGAUCUCCAUUCCUGAAUCGGCUGCAGACUAUCGACUUGAUUCCUAUUUGCGCCCCUCCUCUCGCAAAAUUCUCCGAAGAACGUACAUAUACAAUCCCCUUUACCCUCAACACAUCGCUCUCCGCAGCUUGUCACACGGCGGUGCAACCGUCACACUCGCCGAAUGUUUUCCGCUCUUCUUCGCCAGGCGGCCUACCACAAGGCCCGCAUACCAUGGCUGAAGGAUUUACACCUGAACUUCAUCCUCAUUCACUAUAUCUAUAUUAUCUCCGUCGCCCUCAUCUCCUCCAUCAUCAUCUACCCCGGAAACGACCUGAAAUACAUUGAUGCUCUUUUCUUCGCUGCGGGUGCGGCUACACAGAGUGGACUGAACACGGUGGAUCUCAACCUGCUGUACACCUACCAGCAGGUCAUUCUUUACUUUGUUUCCAUGCUCACCACUCCGAUCUUCAUACAUACAGCUCUGGUUUUCGUCCGGCUUUACUGGUUCGAAAAGCGCUUUCAGCACGUUGUUCGUGACGCCCGAGCUCUACGCACCACGAGAUCCCGCCUCCGAACUAUCAGCGAAGAUAAGAGUUCUGCGGGGGAAGAAGCGGGCAUCAAUGGGCGGCCUAUCGUGGUUUUGCGCGGCAACUCGGAAAACAAUUCUCAAGAUGGACCAAGUGCUGCAGCCCCCAUCUCGGAGAGCGACUCCGAGUCUGUUUCACCCACAUCGAAUGCGAGCAGUGUGAACAGAACGACAACGGAGGAUUAUAUGAAUACCACCGUUAACCGCGACUUUGGCAAUCUUCGUGUUCCUCCACAAUUGAGCCCCGAGCACCACAUUGCUUUCCUAGAGAAGCAGCGAAAGAACAAGGGCGCUUUGCGUAUUCCCAGUCCGAGAGAGUACGAUCGCGGUGGUGUUCCGCAAGUUCUGGAGGAGGAAGAAAAUGACGAGACCAAACUCGCACGGAGCGGAACUGCUCAGUCAGACCCUCCUCGAAGUCCCCGCAGUGUAGAGGAGCAGGACACCAUUCCCGCAACGGACGGACCACAUAUCACGAUCAACGAGCCGGAGAUGCCAUGGACGAGAACCCGUAACUCUACUUUUCCCCGCCUGGAUACCCGCCCAACCGUUCGCGAGACAAGGGAGGAUGGUGACCCGGCUACACUGGGGCGGACCAACACUCGCAGACCCACAUUUACUGGUAUUGUUCGAUCACUGACACAGGAACGCGAACGACCUACGCUGCCGUAUCUUAGCUGGGAUGCGACUGUGGGCCGCAAUUCGAACUUUAUCGAUUUGACCGAGGAGCAACGCGAUGAACUUGGAGGUAUCGAGUAUCGCGCUUUGAAGACGCUGGCCGUCAUCUUGAUAGCGUACUACGUCCUAUUCCACCUUUUGGGUAUCGUUGGCUUGCUUCCCUGGAUCAUGGAGACCCAUUGGGGCAAUGUUGUUAAGGCAGCUGGUCAGGGACGCCCAUGGUGGGCCAUUUUUACGGCUGCCUCGGCGUUUAACGAUGUCGGGUUCUCGAUCACUCCGGACUCCAUGCUUCAGUUCCAGACUGCAGUUUGGCCGUUACUCCUGAUGACCUUUCUCAUCGUUAUUGGCAAUACGGGAUUCCCAUGUAUGCUUCGCUUCAUUAUCUGGGUGUUGUCAAAAAUUGUGUCAAAAGAAACCCCACUCUGGGAGGAGCUCAAGUUUCUCCUGGACCAUCCGCGACGAUGCUUUACACUCCUGUUUCCACGAAAUGCCACGUGGUGGCUGUUCGCUAUCCUUAUCCUUUUGAACGGGAUUGAUCUGAUCUUCUUCAUCAUCCUUGAUCUCAAUGACCCUACCGUCACAUCUCUGUCAACAGGAAUCAAGAUUCUGGACGGACUGUUCCAGGCUUCCUGUACCCGAACCGCUGGAUUUGCUGUGGUGGCCAUCUCCGAACUACACCCCGCUGUGCAAGUUUCUUACAUGAUCAUGAUGUACAUCUCUGUGUUCCCGAUUGCUAUUUCCGUCAGGCGGACCAAUGUCUACGAGGAGAAGAGUUUGGGUGUGUACGAAGACGAUAAUGACGUGAACGAAGACACCCAAACAGCACCAAGCUACAUCGGGACUCACUUGCGGAAGCAACUUGGUUUCGAUCUUUGGUAUGUCUGCUUAGGCUUGUUCAUCAUCACCAUUGUUGAAGGUGAUCGUCUGGAGAACGCCAGUCAGUACUCGUUCCAGAUUUGGUCUGUGCUCUUUGAGGUCGUCUCUGCAUACGGAACCGUUGGUCUAUCCCUUGGCUAUCCAGGGGUGAACGCUUCGUUUGUUAGUCAGUUCAGAGUCAUCUCGACCCUUGUCAUCAUCGCCAUGCAGAUCCGUGGACGGCAUCGUGGCUUGCCUUACAGUCUUGAUCGUGCCAUCUUACUUCCCUCUGAAUCACUCAACCAAAAAGAGAUUGUCGAUGCGGAGAAACGCAUGCGGCGACGAACGUCCAACCUUAGCCAGAUAGGCUCUCUGGGUCGGCAGCAAUCGCAGGCCGUCUCGGAAAAUGGUGCCACGUCCGCGUUCGACCCGAGUCAACGCAACGCUGCACUAAACACAAACAUUGACUCGAUCAUCCGACGCCAAUCUACCCUUCGUUCGCAAAGGUCUCAGCAGCGAUGAGAUUUUUACCAGGCUUUAUAAAAUUUUGAUUUGAUAGAUAUAGCGUUUGAGCGGUUGUUUUGGCUUGAGCUGUAUAACUGCAUCUAAUAUUGCUUGCGAUUUACGUUACCUUCUGAUACCCGGAGGCUUUCCCUUUCGUUUUUGCUUGGCCAUAGUCACUGGUGACUGGCUUUCGUUCUUUUUCUCAAUUCAACCAAAACAUCCAAUGGAUUCCACCUUGGACUUUUCUCCCUGCAUUUCCUCCUUUGGGAUUGUUUUCUUCGUGAAAUACUGCUGCCUAUCAUUGUGGAUACCAUUGCACAACCGGAAACCUCGGGUUCUGCAACGGUCCGCCAAUCUUGCCCUAUAUGGUAUGCAGCGGUCUAGCCCAUCGAUAGUUUGUAGGGCUGCAUGAACAUCUCCCGCCCAGCAAUGCUACUCAGACGUCAGGGGCUUCUCGAAUCCUCGCUCAUUCUUCUGCCAAGGUUCUAGACAGGGAUUUGAGAUGAUGCACUAAAAAUAUCUACCAUGAAAUAUGACCAAUUGCCCGUCGCCCGGGGAGGUAAGGAGGCAGAACGUGACUAACGGUGUCUAGACCAGGGCAAAACAUGAAGUGUAAAGUGAGACAGGAUACACCUCCUUGCGUCUAACCGAUGCCUGUGCCUCUGGUCCAGAUUGAGUGGAAAUACAGACUCACUCGAUCCAAGGUUGACGAAUGAGACUGAAAACUCAAUAAUGAGUCCCAAAUGGGACUGUAAUUAUGGACAGGUACUUUUCUAGAUGAGAUGAAGAACUCGGCUUGUGCAUGUAUGGAGUAUCUAUGCACAGCAGGUAGUACCCGCUUAUCUUGCAUUCCCCGCGGUGGCUGGAUCAUAUGGCUGCUAUCUUACUGCUAUUCGAGCCAUGGAUGUUACUGUAGCACGGCCGCAGGCGUUCUAGAGUAGGCAGUUGCUUUCUUUCGACCCUUGAGU
Molecule: messenger RNA, 5400 nt
Organism: Aspergillus calidoustus
Lineage: Eukaryota; Fungi; Ascomycota; Eurotiomycetes; Eurotiales; Aspergillaceae
Source: the annotation of a GenBank genome assembly